Saprolegnia parasitica CBS 223.65 is the source of this 1475-nucleotide messenger RNA. RefSeq lists its product as hypothetical. NCBI's taxonomy places the organism in Eukaryota, Oomycota, Saprolegniomycetes, Saprolegniales, Saprolegniaceae. The record is from RefSeq and is a predicted model, not a curated record. The transcript has 5 exons. Bases 14 to 1375 code for a protein of 453 amino acids.
CAUUGGCAGCAGCAUGUCAGGCCGGAAGCGCAAGCCCGACGACGUCAAGACGCAGCCGACGAUUGCCGCCUUCUUCUCUCCACGGUCGUCGCAGGAUGGAUCGCAGCCGACGAUCGACGCGUUCUUCUCGCCGUCGUCCCGCGCCAAGCGAGCGUCCUUGUCCUCGGUGGACCUCUCGACGCCGCCGCCACGCCCGCCACCCGCCACGCGCAUCGAUGCCAGUGGUGUCAUUAGCAUCGAGGAAGACGACGAUGACGACGACGCCGUCAGCAUUGUGACGCCCCAGCGGCCACGCCUCGACAACGACCAAAAGCCCUAUACGCCGUCGUCGACCGUCAAGUCACGCAUGAACAACUCACUUGUCUUUGACCUCAACACGUCCCUCAAGACGAGAAACCCAGAGAUCGCGCAUGCAGCGCUGCGGUCGCUCGUCGCGCUCGGCAAGGAGUACCCGACGGCCAUGACGUUUUCCCAGUGCCUCGAGGUCAUUGAGGAAUCGACGCCGUCGUACGACCGCGCAGUCGAGAUCUGCGCGUCCUUGACCUUUAUCUUUGACCAAGCGUCGCUCUGCAAUACGUCGCUCGAGUACCCCGACCGCUGGGAGAUCAUGGCGUCGCUCCUUGAGACGGCGGCGACCAAGACGAUGAACGAGGUCUGGGAUCGGACGCUCAUCGUGCUGCAGUUCUUUGUCUACAUCUUGCGCCGGGACAUGCUUAUCUGCGAGUCGCGGUAUGCGGCAACAAACCGCCACUGGCUGCAGCACGCCCGCGUCUACGCGCUCUUGAACGCGUCCAAGGCGCCCAAGGCGAAAGGCGCGCGCGUCGCCAACCACGGCAUCCUCCAAGCCAUCGACAUGAUCCUCAAGUUCUGGAAGCGCGUGUACGACUCUGGCAAAUGCAAGCCGGACGACGACGACGCCAAGGAGACGUGCGUGUCGACGUUGCGACUCCUCGAGAUGCUCCUUAGCGUCACCGACCAGAUCGAAAACUGUCUCCAGCGCGUUUUGAGCGGCGUCGCCGACCUGACGCGAUCGACGCGCCACAUCUUUCUCCAGACGCUGCAAGCGCCGACGCUCAAGAUGUUUCUUGCCACAUCCCAUCUCGGCCGCACCACAUCGACGCGCAGCAAGGAGCACGAGUGGUUCCAUGCCAUCGUCGAAGGUCAAGUCACCGCCAAGUACGAGUCCCAGGCCGGUACACACGCACCACCCCCUUCCACUCGCCACCACGUCUGCGUAGGCGCGACGGCGGCAACCAACGAUAGCCACAUCAAAGAGCUUCAACGUUUCGCUGCAUUGCACGCCGACGCGUUCUUAAGCGGCGGCGGCACCGAGAGCUCGGUCGCGACGCUCUUCCGCGCCGUGCUGCGCAAGUAGACUCAGAGCGCAAACGUGUCGUCGACCCCCCGGAGCGUCUGCAUGUCGUACACGGAGACGAGGCCCGCGCUACGCAGAUGUAUAAUCGUCGUAACUCGAC